UCUCUUGAGUGUCUCCAAAAUUCGUCAAUGUUAGCAAUAGUUAUGUCUUCAAAGAUAUGCUUCAUUUAUCGUCGAUCUGAUUGGAUUUAUCAGUGUUCACCAUUUAUGCUUCCAAAAACUCCAACCUCAGGUGUUUUUACUUCGGAUGGAAAUUAUCUUAUUUUAUCAGAUCGCGCUGGUUUUGUUCGUCAGGCAAAUGAGGGUGAAAUAUUGCUCGGACAUAUUUCAAUGGUACUUGAUGUCAAAUUGUCAGAUAACGGUCGUUUUUUAUUGAGCGCAGAUCGUGAUGAAAAAUUGCGUGUAUCUCGAUAUCCUCAAUCUUUUGUUAUUCACUGUUUUUGCCUUGGGCAUAGUUCUUUUAUUAAGUCUAUAAUUUCUGCUUAUAAUAUUGCAUUUUCUGCCGGUGAAUUUUUAUUAUUUUGUUAUUUUCUUUUUUUUAUUUUCAGGUCAUCACUAUUCUUUAUAUUAUUGAAUAAUGAUAAUAAUGUGCAUAUUGAAGAAAUAAAGAAUAUAGAUGGAAUUAUCGUUAUUAGUUUAAAUAAAAUUAAAGAUGAAAUAUUAUGUUUGCAGAAAAAAGUGGUUCAUGAAAAUUUAAAAAAUUAUCUGGAAAGGAAAAGAAAACGAAAUAGCAAAAAAUAUAUGUAA
Dracunculus medinensis (Guinea worm) is the source of this 645-nucleotide messenger RNA. NCBI's taxonomy places the organism in Eukaryota, Metazoa, Nematoda, Chromadorea, Rhabditida, Dracunculidae. The record is from the annotation of a GenBank genome assembly.